Fusarium poae is the source of this 1167-nucleotide messenger RNA. RefSeq lists its product as uncharacterized. The coding region runs from base 1 to 1167 and encodes 388 amino acids. The record is from RefSeq and is a predicted model, not a curated record. Lineage: Eukaryota; Fungi; Ascomycota; Sordariomycetes; Hypocreales; Nectriaceae. The transcript is spliced from 3 exons. Gene Ontology annotation, molecular function: DNA clamp loader activity; ATP hydrolysis activity; DNA binding. Gene Ontology annotation, biological process: DNA-templated DNA replication; DNA repair. Gene Ontology annotation, cellular component: Rad17 RFC-like complex; nucleus; Elg1 RFC-like complex.
AUGUCCGACAUAGAUGAAAUGGACGUCGAUGUCCCGGCUCCCAGCAAGGACAUCACUUUUUCUUCUGAAGCCAAGCAAGGCAAGCGCAGUGCCGCCAACCUACCAGUCGAAGCCGAAGAUAGCUUACCUUGGGUCGAAAAAUACAGACCAAACACUCUCGACGACGUUUCGGGUCAUCAAGACAUUCUCGCUACCAUCAACAAAUUCAUCGACCAGAACCGUCUCCCUCAUCUACUCCUAUACGGCCCUCCCGGUACCGGAAAGACGUCAACCAUUCUUGCGCUUGCCCGCCGUAUUUAUGGCACUGCCAAUAUGCGCCAGAUGGUUCUCGAGCUUAACGCCUCGGACGACCGUGGUAUUGACGUCGUGCGAGAGCAGAUCAAGACGUUUGCCAGCACCAAGCAGAUCUUCUCCUUGGGUGGCGCCUCUCGUUCGGGCAACUCGAUGGCUGGGUUCAAGCUCAUCAUACUUGACGAGGCUGAUGCCAUGACAAGUACUGCUCAGAUGGCUCUGCGACGAAUUAUGGAAAAGUACACAACCAACACUCGAUUCUGCAUCAUUGCAAAUUACUCCCACAAACUCAGCCCAGCUCUUUUGAGUCGAUGCACGCGAUUCCGUUUCAGCCCGUUGAAGGAGGGCGAUAUCAGAGUCCUUGUGGACAAGGUGGUAGAGGAGGAGAAUGUCCAGAUCAGAGGAGAGGCGGUUGAUGCGCUGGUAAAGCUGAGCAAGGGUGACAUGCGAAGAGCAUUGAACGUGCUGCAAGCGUGUCAUGCAUCAAGCACACCAUUGCGGGCAAAGGAUGCACCCAAGGUGCCGGACAACGAGAUCCAACGUGAAAAUAUCACAAUAGAAACCAUCUACAACUGUAUUGCAGCACCACCACCAGAUGCCAUCAAGGAGAUCGUGGGUACUCUGCUCAAUACAUCAGAUGUCACAAGCUGCCUCAACACGAUCAACGCCCUCAAGAUACAACGGGGUCUUGCCCUAGCUGAUAUCAUCACCGCUCUUUCUGAGGAGCUAGUGAAGAAAAAGGUCAGACCUGAGGCCAUGAUCACUUGGUUAGAUGGACUCGCCAACAUCGAGCAUAGAGUCGCUGGUGGAAGCAGCGAGUCCAUCCAGACCGGAGCGGUCGUCGGAGUGGUCCGAAGUGGAGUUGAGUUGAUGUGA